UUCAGGUAUAAAUGCAAGGGUUAAACAGGGCAGAGCGUCAGUUCACUAGCUGGAAACUGCUCCAACAAACAAAACAUCUGUGACGAACAACAAACUCACCAUGACUAUGGGCAAGAUCAUCUUCUAUGAGGACAGGAACUUCAUGGGUCGUUCCUAUGAGUGCAGCAGCGACUGUUCUGACCUGUCCUCCUACCUGAGCCGCUGCCACUCCUGCAGGGUGGAGAGCGGCUGCUGGAUGGUCUACGACCGACCCAACUACAUGGGCAACCAGUACUUUAUCAGGAGGGGCGAGUACAAUGACUACAUGCGCAUGUGGGGCAUGAGUGACUGGGUCAGGUCCUGCCGUAUGAUCCCUAUGUACAGAGGACCCUAUAGAAUGAGGAUCUACGAGAGGGAGAACUUCAUGGGCCAGAUGAUGGACGUGACUGAUGACUGUGAUUCCAUCAUGGACCGCUACCACUGGUCCGGUGGCUGCCACUCUUGCCACGUGAUGGAUGGCCACUGGCUCAUGUACGAGCAGCCCCAUUACAGAGGCAGGAUGUGGUACUUCAGGCCUGGAGAGUACAGGCACUUCAGAGAGAUGAUGGGCAUGGGCGGCACCAGGUUCAUGAGUAUGAGGCGCAUCCUGGAUUCCUGGUACUGA
Pygocentrus nattereri (red-bellied piranha) is the source of this 643-nucleotide messenger RNA. Its product is annotated as gamma-crystallin M2-like. NCBI's taxonomy places the organism in Eukaryota, Metazoa, Chordata, Actinopteri, Characiformes, Serrasalmidae. The transcript has 3 exons. Gene Ontology annotation, molecular function: structural constituent of eye lens. The record is from RefSeq and is a predicted model, not a curated record. Gene Ontology annotation, biological process: visual perception; lens development in camera-type eye. Bases 101 to 643 code for a protein of 180 amino acids.